Euleptes europaea (tarantolino) is the source of this 525-nucleotide messenger RNA. RefSeq names its product LY6/PLAUR domain containing 6B (gene LYPD6B). Bases 1 to 525 code for a protein of 174 amino acids. The transcript is spliced from 4 exons. Lineage: Eukaryota; Metazoa; Chordata; Lepidosauria; Squamata; Sphaerodactylidae. The record is from RefSeq and is a predicted model, not a curated record. Gene Ontology annotation, molecular function: acetylcholine receptor regulator activity.
AUGUGCGGUAGCAGCAUGCCCUUACUCUGUCACAUGUUGGCGGUAGCUUUGGUUCAGAUCUUCAUAGUCUCAAGCCACUGGAUCUUGGCCAAGAACAUCAACUUCUAUAAUGUGAGACUGCCAGUAGACCCUACUCCAUUCCCAAGCAGCUUCAAGUGUUUUACUUGUGCCAAUGUUGUGGACAAUUACAACUGUAACAGAUGGGCUGAAGAUAAAUGGUGUCCUCAGAACACCCAGUAUUGUUUGACUGUCCAUCAUUUCAUCAGUCAUGGAAGGAGCACCUCUGUCACCAAAAAAUGCGCUACGAGGGAAGAGUGUCGUUUUGUUGGUUGUCACCAUCACAGAGAAACUGGUCACAUGGAAUGUGUCUCCUGCUGUGAAGGGAUGAUCUGCAACGUAGACCUGCCAACGAACCACACAAAUGCUGUAUUCGCGGUUGUACAUACACGGAGGACAUCAGGCAGCAGCAGGAAGGCUGUUAGUAUGCUGUUGCUGGUCUCAGUCAUACCAAUUUAUCUGCUGUGA